UUCGGAAACAUUGCUCUGCUAGUCUUCCCGUUUAAACGCAUUCAUUUUUGGGUCUCUCUCUCUCUCUCUCUCCCUCUCUCUCUCUCUCUCUUCCUUUCUCUCUCUCCCUCUCCCCCCUUUCUUGCAUAUUCUAUUAGGUUUUUUUUCUUCAGCUCCCUCUUCUCCUUCCUUUUCUUCUUUUUCUCUACCCUUCCUCCUAGUGUCUUUCGCUUCAUUCCUGCAGGAGAAGAGAGAGGUGAAACUAAAAAAAAAAAAAAAAAAAAAAAAAAAAAGGAAAAGGAAAAAAGAAGCAGCAGCAGCCCAGAGAGAGAGAGAGGACGCUUUCAUAUCUUAAUAUCAUCAUUUUUCCAUUAUUGUCUAUUUUUUUUAUUUUGGAGGAGGCUUUUCGUCCUGGCUGAUGAGUUUUUAUCUGAAAUACUUUUUUUGAGCAAAAAAGAGAGAACAUUUUCCCGGUGAUCUCCAGUGAUUUUUGUAACCAGCAUCGUGUAUUAUAACCGAAGAAGAAGGAAGGAGCAAGAAAGAGGGAAAGAAGAGGAUUUAUUUAUUCGACCUACUUUGGAUCUCUCGUUUUCUGCGUGUGCCAUUAUUAUUCAUAUUCUAUAUUUUUACACUUCGCCGUGAAUUCGUCUCCUCUGCGAAUUAGUCACAUCCAAUUGCUUUUGUAUUUCUUUGGUAAAGAGAAAGAGAGAGAGAGAGAGAGAGAGAGAGAGAGAGAGAGAGAGAGAGAGAGAGAGAAACAACAACCAACAGCAACAACAACAUCAAACUGUCUAAUCUUCAAUCCCUCCUCGAUCGCGUUUCCCAAGACUGGUUUCCUGAAUGGCUGACUGCGUUUUGCCCUGGACCUGGCCCCCGGACACUUUUAUCCCCUGAUCAUCGGCAGCCUUUUUCUCUCUCUCUCCACCAUCCUCGCCCAGGCCUGCGCCCCCAAAAGAGCCCAGAGCGCCGGCGGCGGCAACUGGGGACAAGCAGCGGCACAGCACCGGCCGGGCCCCGGCAGCGAGCAGCAGCGGCGGCGGCAGCACCGACCUCCUCCUCCUCCUUCUCCUCCUCCAGCUUCCUCUAUGUCUGCACAUCCUUUGCACUCCUAGCGCUCGGACUGUGUGGCGGGUGCGCGCGGUGUGUGUGUGUCCGCCGAUCGCCUCCCCUGUGCGACUCUCCUGCAUGCCUCUCCCCGCAGCCCGGCCGGCCGCUUCUCAUUUUGCAACUUGAGGGGAAAAACAUAUUUAAAAAAAAAGAGGGGGGACCAAAAAAAUCCUUCAUCCCUCCCUUCCCCCCACAGAGAGAGAGAGAGCGAGGGAGAGAGAGGAGGGGGUUGCAAAAAUAAAGAGAAAGAAAACGGCAGAAACAGCUACAAGAAGCAGCAGCAGCAGCACAAGGGCAGCAGCAGCAGCAGUUGAAGCAGAGGCAGGCAAGAUUCCUUCUCUCUCCUCUCUCCCCCAAAUCCGAGCCACCCACUUCCCCCCGCCCCCCUCCUCUCCCCGGCAGCCCUCCGCGAGAAGCUCCGCUCCCCAGCACUUUUUGGGCCCGAGAUAUGGCAAUGGUAGUUAGCAGCUGGCGAGAUCCGCAGGAAGACGUGGCCGGGGGCAACCCGAGCGGCCCCAACCCAGCAGCUCAGCCGGCCCGGGAUCAGCAACAGCAAGCGGCCUCGGCGGCCCCGCACACCCCGCAGACCCCUAGCCAGCCGGGACCCCCUUCCACCCCGGGCACGGCCGGGGACAAGGGCCAGAGCCAGCAGGGCUCGGGCCAGAGCCAGCAGCACAUCGAGUGCGUGGUUUGCGGGGACAAAUCCAGCGGCAAACACUACGGCCAAUUCACCUGCGAGGGCUGCAAAAGUUUCUUCAAGAGGAGCGUCCGCAGGAACUUAACUUACACAUGUCGUGCCAACAGGAACUGUCCCAUCGACCAGCACCACCGCAACCAGUGCCAGUACUGCCGCCUCAAGAAGUGCCUCAAAGUGGGCAUGAGGCGGGAAGCGGUUCAGCGAGGAAGAAUGCCUCCAACCCAGCCGAACCCAGGCCAGUACGCGCUGACCAACGGGGACCCUCUGAACGGCCACUGCUAUCUGUCGGGAUACAUCUCGCUGCUGCUGCGGGCCGAGCCCUACCCCACCUCGCGCUACGGCAGCCAGUGCAUGCAGCCCAACAACAUCAUGGGCAUCGAGAACAUCUGCGAGCUGGCCGCCCGCCUACUCUUCAGCGCCGUCGAGUGGGCCCGCAACAUCCCCUUCUUCCCCGACCUGCAGAUCACCGACCAGGUGGCCCUGCUGCGGCUCACUUGGAGCGAGCUGUUUGUGCUCAACGCGGCGCAGUGCUCCAUGCCCCUGCAUGUGGCCCCUCUGCUGGCCGCCGCCGGCCUGCACGCCUCGCCCAUGUCCGCCGACCGGGUGGUGGCCUUCAUGGACCACAUCCGCAUCUUCCAGGAGCAGGUGGAGAAGCUCAAGGCCCUGCACGUCGACUCGGCGGAGUACAGCUGCCUCAAAGCCAUCGUCCUCUUUACAUCAGAUGCCUGUGGCCUGUCAGAUGCUGCCCAUAUCGAGAGCCUGCAAGAGAAAUCUCAAUGCGCCCUGGAGGAAUAUGUGAGGAGCCAGUACCCCAACCAGCCGAGUCGCUUCGGCAAACUGCUCCUGAGGCUGCCUUCCCUGCGCACAGUCUCGUCCUCAGUCAUCGAGCAGCUCUUCUUCGUCCGUUUGGUAGGUAAAACCCCCAUUGAAACCCUCAUCAGAGAUAUGUUACUGUCUGGGAGCAGCUUCAACUGGCCUUACAUGUCUAUCCAGUGUUCCUAGAGCACAGCCAACACCCCCAUAGAGACACUGAGGACCAACACAAACAGAAAUAUACGAACCGAGUAAAGUUGGGGUGCAGAGAGGGGGGGAAAGCAGACAAUAAACAAAAAAAAUAAAGACUCGUGUAGGAUCAGAUCUGUGACCAUGUUUGAAAGGAAAAGAAAGGACCUUGUGUCUGUGGAAAAUUUUGGAAAAAGGACCGAGGGGAUUUUAAUAAAACCAGAAGGAGAAUAAUGGAUCUUCCAGAAUUUAUUGUGGACUGAUGUGGAUAUAUUCUGUACAGAAACAAAGAAACAAACAAAAAAUAUUGACGCUGAACUGAAUCUUGUGUAGAAAACACACACACGCAAACACUUACCACGAACAUUGUUAUUCAUUUUGUAAAAUAUUAGUCUUUAUUUUCAUUUUUUGGUAAAAUUUAAAACAUCGUAUGCGCAUAAAGAAAAAAGAAACAAGAAUUAGGGGAAAAUAACAUUUUCCAAAUAAUUAUAAAAAACAAUUGUCCUGUGUCUAUGUAUCUAUAUCUGUUUUGUAUUUUUUUCUGGUUCCAAACCAGGUUUCCUGUGAUUCUAUACUAAUAAUUUUUGAUAUAACCCUUUGCUUCUUAUAAUGAGUGCGAUAUAUGUUGUCGAAGCUGUUCUUCAAGAAUUAAAAUUGAAGUGAGAAUUUAAACAAAAAUAAAAGAAUUUAGCAAAAAAAACAUUAGUCUUGUUGCUUGACCAUGCCAACAGAGUUUACAAACGUAUACUCCCUCGCUUUUAACUUCCAGUGGGAUUAAAUGGGAGAACUUUUAAAAACUUGUAGGGGGGCUACAAAGUUGUAUAAAACACACAGUGUUCCAAAACUGAUUUGAUUGUGUACAUUUAAGAUUUAAGAGACAGAUGCGAACACAAACAGUUCAAUAUCAUAGAUGAAUCAAUUUAUCUGCGAUUGUAUCACAAAGCUAAGUGCAUAUAGCCUGGUCAACGUAUUUUGAAAAACCUUUCUUGUCAGUUGAAGCUUCUGCUAAGUUUAGACAGUGCUAUUUCCUUUCAGAAUUCAUGGGCAAGGUUUGGAGUCACUGUAUUCUACCAUCACUGUGCAGUAAUGUGCAAUAUAAGGUAUACUGUAGUUAUUUUGCCUGUUAUUCGUUUGUUAAAAGCUUAGUGGGUUUUUUUCCCAAGAAUUCAAAGACCCAACACUGUGUGGUCUGACUGUGUGCUGCAUUUGCUAUCUUCUGCUGACAGGAUCGGUAUUAUUGUUUUUCUCUCCUCCAGUCACUAAAUGUAAAGGGUAUUCCCAUCCCAUUAAUACAGAAAGCUAACUGGAGGUUUGCUCGUUGGGUGGUGUGUAUGUGUGUGUGUGUGUGUGCGUGUAUCACACACACACAUCCUACAUGGAUUAUUGUGCUGUAACUCUAUAAAAUGAAAAUUUGAGAGGUUUGCAAAAGCCCCGUUUUUUUAGAUAAAAAAAAAAUCGUUUCCAUAAUGGAGCCCCUUCGAAGGUGAAGGCUUCACAAUGCUUCUAGCUGGUGGUGCUGAUCUCUGUAGCAGCUUUCAGUGCAUUAAUGUUUUAUGGGAUCUGAGACGGAGCUGUAAGAACACAUACUGCCAAGGGAGCUCUUUCUUAACGUAUUAAUAAAGCUGGAUCUUUUAACAAUAACAUCCCCCCACACACCUCCCGCGCCCUCCAAACAAACCCGGAUGAGGCAGGAUUUUCAAUUUGAGGAGUGAAAAAAAAAUGGUUUUCUUUUCGUUUACUGUCCAGUUUUUUUUUUUUUUUUUUUUUUUUUUUUGCAUUAACAAGAUCCUUCAAUCCAACUCGCUUGGGGUUUUUUAAUAUUCUAGGCGCAGCAGAUCCGAAGCGAGAGCAUUCUAUCAGUAAGCACUUAUAGCUGGAUAAUCAACAUUGCGGGCAGACAUUCUAUGGGGGUACAGUCAAUUUCAAUAUGGAGACUCAGGCUGUCUCCCUAGUAGCCGCUAUGUGUAUGAUUAUUGUAACCCUGGACACACAAGGGUGGAAAUUAGACAAAAAUACCCUCUCUUCCCAACUCACAUGAGCGCUAAUAGGCGACAGCUCUGUUCCUCAUCCUGGUUGACUUCCCCAGGCAGAGAGAGAGAGAGAGAGGGUACACCAGCCUCUCUGAAAGAGAAAAAAGGGAAAGGCAGACACUGAACACAGACACUCAGCACUUGGAAAUACUGAAAGUAAUCCUUUAUCAUUGGUGGGAUGGGUGCCGGGGGAUACAGUGGCUCGAAGCAAAGAGAGAUCUAGCUUUCCUCCAAUGAGAUGUAAAUAUAUUCAUUACAGUGUUAUCCCACUAAUGAAAACAGAUAAACUUUUUCGUAGGUCAGAAACGUAUUUUUCAAUUAAGUUUCAUGUUUAUGAAUAAUACUAGCCCACCGAUUGCCACGAAACUUACAGGUUAGGUGAGGUGUAAGAGAUGCAGCUAUUGCCAUGUAUGUGAUUAGAAAGAAGUGUUUAAUUCCCUUAUUAAACUUUUGCUGAUAUACGGUAUUGUGUUCUGAAGUGUUAACUAUAAAAUGUUUAUCAUCCUCGUGAACAUUUUCCUUAGCCACUUUCAAAGUUCCUGGGCAUUCAUCUAUUUGCUGAAACUAUUGUACCAUUUGUCACAGUCACACAGUAUAUGCUACAGUGUUGAUGUGGAGAAGGGCCAGGGUCCCUUCAUAAGUUUCUGAUGACUUGUUCUGACAUACCAUGUACUGUUUUAAAACCAGCUCGAGUUAAAUUUCUCCUCGGUGUUA
This is a messenger RNA of Malaclemys terrapin pileata, 5529 nucleotides long. It is a transcript of the gene NR2F1, whose product is annotated as nuclear receptor subfamily 2 group F member 1. The coding region runs from base 1535 to 2785 and encodes 416 amino acids. Gene Ontology annotation, biological process: positive regulation of transcription by RNA polymerase II; cell differentiation; anatomical structure development. The transcript is spliced from 3 exons. The record is from RefSeq and is a predicted model, not a curated record. Lineage: Eukaryota; Metazoa; Chordata; Testudines; Emydidae. Gene Ontology annotation, molecular function: zinc ion binding; nuclear receptor activity; RNA polymerase II cis-regulatory region sequence-specific DNA binding.